This is a messenger RNA of Larimichthys crocea (large yellow croaker), 793 nucleotides long. RefSeq names its product FH1/FH2 domain-containing protein 3-like. Gene Ontology annotation, cellular component: cytoplasm; cytoskeleton. The coding region runs from base 119 to 772 and encodes 217 amino acids. Gene Ontology annotation, biological process: cortical actin cytoskeleton organization. Gene Ontology annotation, molecular function: actin filament binding. NCBI's taxonomy places the organism in Eukaryota, Metazoa, Chordata, Actinopteri, Sciaenidae. The transcript has 6 exons. The record is from RefSeq and is a predicted model, not a curated record.
AAACAGGAUGGAGGUGUGAUUUCUGCGUUUGACGUCUCGUCACUCGCCACAGGUCGUCGUCCUGCUUCGUCUCCACACGUCUGUGCAUCCUGUCGGAGAUGUUUCACAAUAAGAGCCCAUGUUUGUCUCCAGAUGGGAGAAGCUGUAUAACUCUCAGGGUCCAGAGCUCAGACGCUCUCUGUUCUCCCUCAAACAGCUUUUCCAGGAUGAUAAAGACCUGGUUCCAGAGUUUGUGGCUUCUGAAGGUUUGACCUGUUUCAUUAAAGUCGGAGCCGAGGCCGACCACAACUACCAGAACUACAUCCUGAGAGCUCUCAGUCAGAUCAUGCUGUUUGUUGAUGGGAUGAAUGGAGUCAUUAAUCACAAUGAGACGGUUCAGUGGCUCUACACGCUGACAGGAAGUCUGUCUCGUCUGGUGGUGAAGACGUCUCUGAAGCUCCUCAUAGUCUUUGUCGAAUACGCCGAGUCUAACAGUCCUCUGCUGAUCAACGCAGUCAACACUGUGGACGGACAGAGAGGUGUGAAGCCAUGGAGUUACCUGAUGGAAGUCCUGGAGGAGAGAAACGGCUCCGACACUGAGCUCCUCAUGUUUGCCAUGACAUUAAUCAACAAGGUAAAUAGACAGUCGGAGAAGUUAACAAACAGUCAACAAAGUAAACAAACAGUCAGAGAAGUUAACAAACAGUCAGAAGUUAACAAACAGUCAGAAGUUAACAAACAGUCUGAAAAGUUAACAAACAGUCUGAAGUUAACAAACAGUCUGAAAAGUUAACAGUCUGAAGUUAACAAACAG